Molecule: messenger RNA, 1506 nt
Organism: Aspergillus puulaauensis
Lineage: Eukaryota; Fungi; Ascomycota; Eurotiomycetes; Eurotiales; Aspergillaceae
Product: sugar porter family MFS transporter
Exons: 3
Coding region: 1-1506 (501 amino acids)
Biological process (GO): carbohydrate transport; transmembrane transport
Cellular component (GO): membrane
Molecular function (GO): carbohydrate:proton symporter activity
Source: RefSeq, a predicted model, not a curated record
AUGGCUGGCAUGAAUCCAAAGCUGUACCAGUUCCUGGUCGCCCUCUUCGCCUCGUUCGGCUCUUUUCUAUACGGGUACGACUUGGGCGUCAUUGCCUCCGUGGUAGCCUCAGAUUCCUUCAUCUCCAAAUUCAUCAAUGGCAACAGCACUGUCGCCGGCACAGUUGUUGCCCUCUUCACAGCAGGCGCCUUUUUCGGUGCUUAUGGCGCUGGGUUUACAGAUCCGCUGGGCCGUCGCACCACCCUAGCCCUAGGCUCCGUGCUCUUUAUCAUCGGGGGUGUUUUGCAGACAGCCGCUGUGAAUAUCGGCAUGCUAUACUUCUCGCGCAUCUUUGCGGGAUUCGGGAUUGGGAUUCUGGUGGAAUCGGUGCCCAUGUUCCAGGCUGAGAUCGCACAUGCGAGGAUUCGGGGUAUCCUGGGCUCGUUGCAGCAGACGAUGUUGGGUAUUGGGGCGCUGGCGGCUUCGUGGAUUGGAUAUGGAUGUGUGCAUCGCUGGUCUGAUACUGGGAACAGUGUUCAGUGGAGGUUGCCUCUCGCCCUGCAAGUUGUCCCUGCCAUUGGGCUUGCUUCUUGUAUCUUCUUCUUCCCCGAGUCUCCUCGCUGGUUGAUUGACCAUGACCGGCAUGAAGAGGGUCUACGCAACCUCGCUACGCUCCAUGCAAAUGGCAACGUCAAUGAUCCAUAUGUCCUGGCGGAAUUCGAAAUCAUCAAGCAGCAAAUCGAAGAAGAGCACCAGCACGGAGCCAAAUCCUACAAAGACCUAUUCUCUAAUCGGUCAAACACUCGCCGAAUCAUCAUCGCCUGCGCCUGUCAAGCUUCCUCCCAAAUGACCGGUGUCUCAGCAAUCCAAUACUUCUCGCCGGCCAUCUUCGCCCAAAUCGGCAUCUCCACCUCCCGCACCCUCCUCUACCAAGGCAUAAACUCCAUCAUCGGCGAAGUCGCCCAAUUUAUCUUCUUCUUCCUCAUCGACCGCGUCGGCCGGCGCCCACUGCAAAUCGGCGGCAACAUCGCCUGCGGGAUUGCAUUCACCAUCGGCGCCUCUCUUAUGGCUGUAUACCCGCCCUCCUCUACGAAUACCUCCGCGCACUGGGCCUUCAUCGUCACCAGCACCUGGCUGUUUAAUUUCUGCUUCUGUGCAUCGGGUACAAUGUCCUGGAUUAUCCCCGCGGAGAUAUUCAACACGGCCACGCGCGCAAAGGGGAUUAGCCUGGCGACGAUGGUGUCGUUUGCGUUUAAUACUAUGAUUGCGGAGGUCACGCCCAUUGCGCUGGAGAGGAUUGGCUGGCGGUACUAUAUCCUGUUUAUUGUGUGUGAUUUUAGUAACGCGCUCUUCUUUUAUUUGUUUUUGCCGGAGACCAAGGGGAUUACCCUCGAGGUUAUGGAUGAUUUGUUUACGAAUUCGCCGUUGCUUGUCCCUGGGAGUCGCUGGGAGCCCAGGCCGGAGUUGGAUGUUGAGAAGGUCAAAGAGAGGAAGGAUAUUCUUGUUAGGGCUGUGGUAGAAAAGUAG